UCUCCACUCCAGCCCGAGUCCGUCUCGCCGCUUCGUCAAGAUGAGCCAGUCCUGCCAGACACCCCAGGGACCCAUCUCCGACCUGGAAAGGGCCAUCGAUACCAUCAUUGAUGUCUUCCACCAAUACUCGAGGCGGGAGGGGGACAAAGAUACCCUGACCAAAGUGGAGCUGAAACUCAUGAUCGAGAAGCAGCUUGCGAACUACCUGAAGCAUGUGAAGAACCAGAUCUCCAUUGACCAGAUCUUCAAGGACCUGGACACCAACAAGGACCACCAGCUCAGCUUUGGCGAGGUGAUGCUCCUCAUCAUCAGGGUGACCGUUGCCACCCACGAGCACCUCCACUUCUGUGAGGACAAGCAGCAGCAGCACCACCACCACCACCACAACCACUGAGGCAGGCUGGGCUCAUCAGCACCUGCCGAGCAGCAAACCCACAGCUGCCCCCACCACCCCGCUCUGCCUCCUAUCUCCUUGCCUCCUCCCAGGUCCAAUGGUUUUGCUGCCAAUCAAUAAAGAUUUGCUCUGAGGCUGUCAAAGCUA
This is a messenger RNA of Struthio camelus australis, 541 nucleotides long. RefSeq names its product protein MRP-126-like. NCBI's taxonomy places the organism in Eukaryota, Metazoa, Chordata, Aves, Struthioniformes, Struthionidae. The record is from RefSeq and is a predicted model, not a curated record. Gene Ontology annotation, molecular function: calcium-dependent protein binding; calcium ion binding. Gene Ontology annotation, cellular component: cytoplasm.